Messenger RNA from Centruroides sculpturatus (bark scorpion), 632 nucleotides. RefSeq lists its product as uncharacterized. Bases 5 to 511 code for a protein of 168 amino acids. NCBI's taxonomy places the organism in Eukaryota, Metazoa, Arthropoda, Arachnida, Scorpiones, Buthidae. The record is from RefSeq and is a predicted model, not a curated record. The transcript is spliced from 5 exons.
GAAGAUGUUUUUUGACGGUGGAUAUUAUCGGCCCCUGCCCCAUCCUCCGGGGGAGGGAUUGGAUGUGAAUGUGAGAAGAUUCGUCAGUCCACAGAAUUUGGAUUAUGUUAAGUUUCGAGGCAGAAAGUUGAAGAAAGGCCUCUCGAAGCAGUACGAACCCUCGACCGAUGCUUUCGAAGGUUUGGACGUUUUUGAAAAUAACAUCAAGCCAGCUUAUAGACAAGCUGUGAUAAAGGUUCGACCAAUCUGUCAAACGGCCUGCCAACGUUUUAACAGUGAGAGAUUGGUCGAAGAUGUGGAGGAUGAAGGAGUAAGCGCGGUUCCUCCACGAAACACCAAAGCAGAGCACGAAGACUGCGUGCGAGGUAAUCCUGGCCAUUCCAGGGAUAGAAAUACAUUGAAGAAAGUCGGGUCGUUCUUUAAGAGCGUGUGGAAACCCGUUAAGAGAUCCGUGCAGAAGGUGUGUAAAAUGGCCAGAAGUGGAGAAUGCGAGUACGUUCGGUUCGAGUAAGGAUCUCUUGGCUUCCAUCUGUAGCAAUCAAUCGAGAAUAAGAUCUGCUCUGUGAUUUGCUGGAUCUGGGCCGAGUUGGCUAAUUGUGUUUAUGAUAUGGUUUUUUCUGCAAACCAUCGAU